GCAGCCCCGGCCUUCCUACUCUUCUGCUAAGCUCUUCCAUAGCUUUCCUCUUAUUCCAUAGUAUUGCAGCCAUGAGCCAUCCUCUGCUCUUUCCUUUCCUAUUUAUCUUCUUUAGCUCUCUAAACAUCCCUCGCACUUUUGCAGCGAAUUCCAUCUCUACGAACCAUCCUCUCUCUGGAAACCAAACCAUAAUCUCUCAAGGUGGCAACUUCGUGCUAGGCUUCUUCCAACCUGGUAACAAAUCCAACCACAACUACUACAUAGGCAUCUGGUUCAAGAAGGUCUCACAGCUCACUCAAGUUUGGGUAGCAAACAGGGAAACACCCAUCUCUGACCCAACCUCAUCAGAGCUCAGAAUCUCUGAUGAUGGCAAUCUGGUCCUCCUCAACCAAUUCAAGAAGCAAGUCUGGUCUACAAACCUUACCUCCAUAGCUUCCAACUCUACCACUGCUGUGAUCCUGGACUCUGGAAACCUUGUUCUUAGAGAUGACUCUGACCCAUCCAAAGUCUUCUGGCAGAGCUUUGACCACCCAACUGACACAUGGUUACCUGGAAGCAAGCUUGGAAUGAACAAGGUGACUGGAGAAAGGCAGCAUCUCACCUCCUGGAAGAAUUCUGACGACCCUGCUCCUGGGAUUUUCUCCCUUGAAAUAGACCCCAAUGGUUCUAGCCAGUAUUUCAUAUUAUGGAAGGGAACCAGGCAGUAUUGGAGCAGUGGAUAUUGGAAUGGACAUCUCUUCACUGCUAUUCCAGAGAUGACAUCAAAUUAUAUCUACAACUUCGAGUACUUCUCCAAUGCAACAGAGAACUACUUCACCUACUCUCCUAUCGAUGAAAAUAUGAUCUCGAGGCUUGUUAUGGAUGUCUCAGGGCAAGUCAAGGAGCUGACCUGGCUGGAUGGAUCCCAGCAGUGGAUGCUUUUCUGGUCUGAGCCCAAACAGCAGUGUGAUGUCUACUCUCUCUGUGGUCCUUUUGGCAGCUGCACUGAGAAGAGCCUGCCCUUCUGCAGCUGUGUGAAGGGCUUCAGUGAGGCUUCUCCAAGCAACUGGAAUUUGGGCGAUCAGAGUCAGGGCUGUGUGAGAAACACUCCAUUGCAGUGCAGUACUAAGACCUCGGGUCGUGGGGAUAAAGAUAAGUUCUUUAUAAUGCCUGGCAUGCGAUUGCCUGUUAAUAACCAUUCUGUAGCAGUUGCUGGUAGUGAAGAUUGUGAAUUAGCUUGCUUGAAUAAUUGCUCUUGUACUGCUUAUUCUUAUAGUAAUGGAUGCACUGUAUGGUAUGGAGACUUGCUUAACUUACAGCAGCAGCCGGACGGAUCGGCCGGGGAGACCCUUUACCUCCGUCUAGCUGCUUCGGAGCUGCCAAAUUCCAAAUCAAGGAAGCGACGAUUUGUUGGAGUUGGGGUGGGCGUGGCAGUUGGCGUAUUAGCUUUAUUUGCAAUUGCUUUCAUUCUGAUUUCAGUACAUCAACGGAGACGAAUGAUUGCUACUACAAAAGCCAUGGAGAAUAAUUUGGUGCUGUUCAAGUAUGGUGACUUGCAGCGAAUAACCAAAAACUUUUCAGAGAAAUUAGGGGGAGGAGCGUUCGGUUCCGUCUUCAAAGGGCUGCUACCUGACUCGACUGUCAUUGCUGCAAAGAAGCUUGAAGGUCUUCAUCAAGGGGAGAAGCAAUUCCGAACCGAGGUGAGCACUAUCGGAAAAAUUCAGCAUGUCAACUUGGUUCGCCUUCGUGGAUUCUGCUCUGAAGGGACUAAAAGGUUGCUGGUCUAUGAUUACAUGCCAAAUGGUUCUCUAGACACUAAGCUAUUUCGAAGCAAUUCCAUGGUUUUGGAUUGGAAAACAAGGUACCAGAUUGCCCUUGGAGCCGCUAGAGGAUUAGCUUAUCUCCAUGAGAAAUGCAGGGAAUGCAUCAUACAUUGUGACAUCAAACCAGAGAAUAUCCUCCUGGAUGCCUCAUUUGUCCCAAAACUAGCAGAUUUCGGCCUGGCAAAGCUUGUUGGCCGCGACUUUAGUAGAGUUCUGACGACAAUGAGGGGAACCAGAGGCUAUCUUGCACCAGAAUGGAUCUUCGGGUUGCCUAUCACUUCCAAAGCUGAUGUUUAUAGCUACGGGAUGAUGCUUUUAGAGAUCAUAUCGGGCAGGAGAAAUGCAGAGCAAUCAGAAGAAGGAAAGAAGACCUUUUUCCCAGUGUUAGCUGUUAAUAAAGUUACAGAAGGAGAUGUUCUUAGCUUGCUGGAUCACAAGCUGAAUGGUGAUGCUGACUUGGAAGAGCUUGAUCGAGUCUGCAAGGUUGCUUGUUGGUGCAUUCAGGAUAACGAGUUUCACCGGCCAUCAAUGGGGCAAGUUGUUCAAAUUCUAGAGUGUGCCAUCGAAGUUAACAUGCCUCCUAUUCCAAGGUCACUUUAUGCUCUUGCAGAGAACUCGGAGGGCUUGGUCUUCUACUCGGACUUGUCUUCAGGUCAAAGUUUCCAAAUUAACGUCAACCAAAACUAACGUCUUCAGCAUUCUAGGGGAUAAGAAAUUGGAGAUAUUUCAUUUUCCCAUGUUUAAGUUUGAAUGAGUCUGUGCUAAUGAUAAAAAUAAAAGGAUCUCUUUUUGAAGAGAAGACUAGAUUAGGAAAAGUCAUACUCCAAAGACAAGCCGCUUAUAUAUGAUUCUCAAGUUUGACCUCAGUUGAAUGAAGCUUCCAUUUUGUUAUAGUGUUGCUCAAAGAAUGAAUGUUUAUAGUGUUGUGUUACGCAACUACAAAUUUGUUUUUCCAACUGGGCCUUAAAGAAAACUUUCAUGUUGACCGUUGUAAAAUUCAUUGAAGAAUACGCACCAAAGCAAAGUUCUUCAUGUAAGUGAGAAACUAGUAGGGUUGCAUGAAUAUGUGUAGUUCGUCAAGUGUUUAAAUUUUAUUUGCCCGAGCUGUU
Messenger RNA from Phoenix dactylifera (date palm), 2911 nucleotides. NCBI's taxonomy places the organism in Eukaryota, Viridiplantae, Streptophyta, Magnoliopsida, Arecales, Arecaceae. The record is from RefSeq and is a predicted model, not a curated record.